Cryptomeria japonica (Japanese cedar) is the source of this 3945-nucleotide messenger RNA. RefSeq names its product pentatricopeptide repeat-containing protein At4g02750. Gene Ontology annotation, biological process: RNA modification. Bases 148 to 2214 code for a protein of 688 amino acids. Gene Ontology annotation, molecular function: zinc ion binding; protein binding; RNA binding. The record is from RefSeq and is a predicted model, not a curated record. The transcript has a single exon. NCBI's taxonomy places the organism in Eukaryota, Viridiplantae, Streptophyta, Pinopsida, Cupressales, Cupressaceae.
ACUUGUCACAUAAAAAAGAAAACAAUGAAUUCACCUCCCCUCUCCUUAAUUUGCAGGAAAUAAUGAAAAUCGAUCUACUGUCGAAGCGACUACCAUCUCUUGGAUUAGCAGGACAUGAUUCAGUUGCAGUUGUCCUAAGAUCUCAGGAUGAAAUCAUGUAUUUUUCCUACCAUAAAUUCUCAACGCUAUGCUCAAAACAAACCUCGAAACAAUAACAGCAGAUUAGGAAUGAUAAACGUCAAUCUGAGUUCGUGCAAUGCAAGGAUUACAAAUUAUGCCAAGAAGGGUUGGAUUGAAGAUGCCCGCAAAUUGUUUGACCAAAUGCCCGAACGAGAUGUGAUCACAUGGACUGCCAUGGUUUCCGGGUAUUCACAGAAUGGAAGAGUAGAUGAUGCGCGCAAUCUGUUUGACAAAAUGCCUCAACGGAAUGUGAUCUCCUGGACUGCAAUGUUAUCUGGCUACGUACAGAAUGGGAGGAUCGAAGAAGCUUGCAUUCUGUUUAGCCAAAUGCCUGAGAAGAAUGUGGUUUCAUGGACCACGAUGCUUGCAGGUUAUAUUCAGGAGGGAAAAUUGGAGCUUGCGCAUGACCUGUUUGACCGAAUGCCUGAGAAAAAUGUGGUCUCGUGGAAUGCCAUGAUUACGGCGUAUGCGCAGAAAGGAGGAAUAGAAACUGCACGGAAGCUGUUUGAUGAAAUGCCUGAGCGAGAUAUUAUUUCUUGGACUUCGAUAGUUGCAGGGUAUGCUCAGAAUGGGAGAAUUUGUGACGCACGCAAGCUUUUUGACAGAAUGCCGAUGAGGAAUGUGGUCUCAUGGAAUGCUAUGAUUGCAGGAUAUGCCCAGAAUGGAGAAGUUGAUGUUGCUCGUCAGCUAUUUGAUAAAAUGUCAGAGCGAAAUCUGGAAUCCUGGAAUGCUAUGAUUGCAGGAUACAUAGAGAAUGACAAAUUACAUGAUGCCCGACAUUUGUUUGAUAUAAUGCCAGCGCGAAAUGUGGUUUCUUGGACUGCAAUGAUAACAGGGUAUGCGCAGAGUGAGGAGAGAGGGGAAGCCCUCAAGAUUUUUAGCGAAAUGCAGCGGAGUGGCGCGAUUCCUAGCCGGGUCACUUUUGUUAACAUUCUUAGUGCAUGUGCCAGCCUAGCAGCUCUGGAACAGGGUAAACAACUGCAGGGAUAUGCAACACAAAUGGGAUUGCAGCGUGACGUCUUUGUGGGAAGUGCUCUCGUUAGCAUGUAUGCCAAAUGUGGAUGCAUAGACAAUGCACGUGAAAUGUUUGAUGAAGUCCCUGCUAGAGAUGUUGUUUCAUGGAAUGCAAUGAUUGCAGGAUAUGCACAACAUGGUUAUGGUAUUGAUGCUCUUAAUAUGCUUGAGGAGAUGCAAAAGGCAGGCAUUAAGCCUAAUGAUGCCACUUUUAUUGGUGUUUUAACUGCAUGUAGCCAUGCUGGCCUCGUGGAUGAGGGCCUGCGCUUCUUUGAAUCCAUGGAGAAAGUUCAUUGCAUAAUCCCAAGAGCGGACCAUUAUGCUUGCAUGAUUGACCUCCUGGGUCGAGCUGGGCGCCUCGAAGAAGCCAAGGGUUUUGUUUAUAAUUCAAGAUGCGAACCAAAUCCUAGCAUGUGGGGAGCACUGCUUGGUGCCUGUAGAAUCCAUGGCAAUAUAGAGUUGGGUAAGCUUGCAGCAGAGCGCCUUUUUGAGCUGGAACCUGAAAAUAGUGGAACAUAUGUUCUUUUAUCCAAUAUUUAUGCUGCAUAUGACAGGUGGGAGGAUGCUAAAAAAAUGAGAACAAUGAUGAAACACAGAGGUCUUAAAAAGCAGCCCGGAUGUAGUUGGAUCGAAGUUAAGAGCAAAGUGCACACAUUCUUUUUAGGAGACAGAUCUCAUCCAGAAUCAGAACAGAUAUAUUCCACAUUGUAUAGUUUGGAUAGACAGAUGAAGUUGGCUGGGUAUGUUCCCAACACUAGCCUGGUUCUGCAUGAUGUAGAAGAGGAGCUGAAGGAACAGAUUCUUAACCAACACAGUGAGAAAUUAGCAAUUGCUUUUGGCAUUAUUAGGAUACCUAGACACAUGCCUAUAAGAAUAUUUAAAAACCUUCGGGUAUGUGGCGACUGCCACAUUGUCACCAAGUUCAUUUCAAAGAUUGCAGAGCGGGAGAUUGUGGUGAGGGAUGGAAGCCGCUUCCAUCAUUUUAAGGAUGGGUUCUGCUCAUGUGGGGAUUAUUGGUGACGCAAUCAUGUUACAAUGAUCUAACUGGAAUCUGAAGCCAUCUAUUAGAAUAUAAAGUCAUGAAUGUAGUUGAAAGUUUUCCAUUGUUUGAAGUUGUGAACGCUUCCUUCCUUUACUGGGAUCCAAACAGAUACCUUUUUAUGUUUUUGUUCAAUAGAUCCAUACAGAGAUGUGUUCUUCCCCUUAGAAUUCGCCGCUUAAGGUGUUCGGUCUUUAUUCAAUGCUAUGCUAUACAGGAAGCACCCUUCAUUAUCAAUUCAUUUUGAUCAUGAAUACGAAAUUAAGGAGAUGGCAAACUUCGUUUGGUGUUGUUUCCAACUGAAGAAAUACCUUAAUGAGCCUUGACGCAUUGCCAGUUGGCUGCAUCCACCGUUGCCAAGGGCAUUUACGCAUUCACUUGGGACUAAGACAUUUCGAACAUAUCCAACCAAUGCAGUCUGCAAAUUAGGCAAAACAAGAGGUACAAUUUUACUUAUGGGAGAUUUCAAGAGAAGAAGAAGCAUGCAGAAAACAUUUGGUCAUAAGAGUCACUACAGUAAAUGGUCUGAAUAUGCAGUAGUCUAACAGGAAAUUGGUAUCUCCAUCCAUUAGAGCUGCAUGUGAUUAUGAUUAUAUGACUAUCUCCCAUUUGCAAAAGGAAAACAGAAAAUUUUCUUACUCCAGUCUGCAGAAGAUGUAGAUCUUACCAAGACAAGAAUGAAUUAAAUAUAAGUGAACGUACAGAUAUGACAGAAUCAACAUUUAUGGCUGGUUUAGAAUGCAAAUAUGAAGUCUGUUGAACCCAAAGUAUCACAAACAAUGAGCACACAGUUAAAUUCCUACUGGGUGUGGUUUGAGCUGGGUUCAAUCCCAGGUGACUUUGACAAAGUAGGUUUCACCUGUUGUGGCCUCAAAGACAAAUGAAUAAGAGACAUUCUACCCACAAAAGAUAAAAUUCCAAACGAUAAGUUUGGCAUAUAGGAUAGAACUCCAUGUGCAACUGACAAACAGACCUAGAUAUAAACGCGAGCACUAUAUACUGUGGAGCAACUUUCCAAAUGGACAUCUUAUAUGGAAAUUAGAGAUCUUUUAUAAUCUUAUCUCGGGAGCCAUGUGUAUUUCUUUUUCAGGUCAGAGAUGUUCAACUGUUCUAAUAAAUUAUCUUUUGCAAGAGUUGAAACAUCAAGUUGGUGAUGCAAGUAUCUAAAGCUUUUAUAAUUUUAUCUUGGGAGCCAUGUGUAUUUCCAGUUCAGAUCAGAGGUGUUCAACUGUUCUCAUAAAUUAUAGCCAAAGUUAUUCCCCUUUAAGAGGAUUGAAUGUCUACAUUUGGUUACUCCUUUAAUUGGUAAAUAUUUAAACUGCAAAUAUGAAAGCCGAGAAACCAACAGCACAAUGAUUAACUGAGACACUCUUGUAGGGAUGACUAGCCAACAGGCUUUAUUUUGUAGAAGCUUCUAGUCACAACAUUGUCUCAUGCUUGUGAAUCAAGUCGCAAAAUGUGGCCAGAAACCAAUAAUAUCUUUUGCCAUUUUGAAUAAAUCCAAUUUUAUCUUCCUUUACUUGUUGCCUACAUUCCACCACCAUUGCACUGAGUAUGAAGGAACCUUUGGGACCAUUGAAGCCCAUUUCUGUACACACAACAACAUUGUUGGGUAUGUGAAGUCCAACGGACUUUGCCCCUUCACAUUCCACGUCUCUUUAAGUACACUGUUUCUCAAAUGACUUCCAUAUAUUGGGGAUUAUUAAUUAUAA